Molecule: messenger RNA, 5264 nt
Organism: Rana temporaria (common frog)
Lineage: Eukaryota; Metazoa; Chordata; Amphibia; Anura; Ranidae
Product: DNA (cytosine-5)-methyltransferase 3A-like
Exons: 25
Coding region: 479-3409 (976 amino acids)
Biological process (GO): negative regulation of DNA-templated transcription
Cellular component (GO): cytoplasm; nucleus
Molecular function (GO): methyltransferase activity
Source: RefSeq, a predicted model, not a curated record
GGAGAGCUAUGUAUGAACCUGGCGGAGGAACGAUCACAUGGAUCUAUUUUUAGUUAUUUCACUGAAAGCAAUACCGCCAAUGCUUCUUCGUAAUAGACGCCUCGCUGGCUUUAAAGCGCCUCUGAUCAUUCAUCCAGAACUGGGUAUUGUAAACCUUCGUCUUUUAUUGUGUAAAUAUUUGGCCUGUACAUAAGGAGAACGGAGGAAAAGUCUGCAAAAAAGACAAAACAAAGCAAAUAACAGCCAAUAGUUCGCAAGAAACAACUUCCAACUGGUGCUUUUUUUUUCUAGAAGAGACAAAAACGAUUUGCACAACUUCUGGAUUUGAAUCCUUUGGAUUUUAAGCAAAUUCUCCUGUGGAUUGCCUUACGUCUGGGCAAGUGAUCUUCCCCCCGCAGAAUAGCCCCUAGCUGUCUGGUUCCUGGAGCGCUAGCUCUUCUUCCUCCCUAGGACGUUGGUUUUACGGGAAACACUUCCAAUGAUGCCGUCCAAUGGCACCAUUCUCAACACCAGCAGCCCCAGCCCGGAGCCAGACCUCCUCCAAACGCACAAGCAGGGAGAAGAAGAGCCCAGGGAGCAGAAGAACAAGGAGGAAAAGCACGACAUUGGGGGGUCCAUAAAGAGAGUGGGACGACCAGGCAGGAAACGAAAAACAGAAAUGGUGGAAAGUGUCAAUGCAUCCAAAGACGUCAUCUCAGUCCCUAAGUGCCACAUGUCCUCAACCACCAGCCACAUGGGCCUCGGGCACAACGGAGAAGUGGAGUCUGUCAACGUCCAGCUGAAGCCUGAGACACCGACUCCGGAAAGGGGGAGCCCAGAGCAAAGUCCGCACGAGAGGAAGAAGUGUGAGUACGAGCAGGAAGAUCUUCUGGAAAGGGACACUGUGCUAGAGAAUGGACGAUGUACCCUGAGCGAUGGGUUGGACCCUCAGGAAGUAGACGAUGAUGUGCUCAUGCUGUCUGCCCCUAAGAAGAGAGGCCGCCGGAGCUUGUCAGACAACACAGAGAAAAGAGAACAGCUGGAGAGAAGAGGACAAGGCUGGAUUUGCUGGACUGAUAAAGAGGAGAAAGAAGAAGAAGAAGACUACGAAGAAUCGGAUGAGUCUCCAAAAUCCGAGGGAUAUCGGCGCCGCCUACGUGGAGGCAUGGGCUGGGAGUCGGGACUGCGUCAACGGCCAAUGCCAAGGCUUCCUUUCCAGGCUGGAGACCCUUAUUACGUCAGCAAGAGGAAGAGGGAUGAGUGGCUGGCCAGGUGGAAGAGGGAGGCUGAAAAGAAGCAACAGCUGGUGGCCGUCAUAAACGCCAUGGAGGAAACGGUGUCCAGAGAACCUCAGAAAGAAGAAGAGCCCACCCCACCACCCUCCCAGCAACCCACAGAUCCGGCCUCCCCCACUGUGGCCACCACUCCUGAACCUGCUGUUGCUGAAGCUGGAGACAAGCCUGCCUCUAAAUCAGCUGAUGAUGAAGGAGAGUAUGAGGAUGGCAGAGGCUUUGGCAUUGGGGAGCUGGUCUGGGGCAAGCUGCGUGGCUUCUCGUGGUGGCCCGGCCGAAUAGUUUCCUGGUGGAUGACCGGAAGAAGCCGAGCGGCAGAGGGUACCCGCUGGGUCAUGUGGUUUGGAGAUGGCAAGUUCUCUGUGGUUUGUGUUGAGAAAUUGCUGCCACUCAGCUCAUUCGCCAACACCUUCCACCAGGCGACCUACAGCAAGCAGCCAAUGUACAGAAAAGCCAUCUAUGAGGUGCUACAGGCGGCCAGCACUCGAGCCGGGAAGGUUUUCCCAUCAUGCCCUGAAAACGACGAGACCGAUUCCUCCAAAUCGAUAGAACUCCAGAACAAGCAGAUGAUUGAAUGGGCCCUUGGUGGCUUCCAACCAUCCGGACCCAAGGGCCUGGAGCCCCCUGAAGAGGAACGCAAUCCGUACAAAGAAGUUUACACAGAAAUGUGGGUGGAACCCGAAGCCGCAGCUUAUGCCCCUCCUCCUCCUGCCAAGAAACCUCGUAAAAGCACAGUGGAGAAGCCGAAAGUGAAAGAGAUCAUUGAUGAGCGCACGCGAGAGAGGCUGGUCUAUGAAGUUAGAGAGAAGUGCAGACACAUUGAAGAUAUCUGCAUAUCCUGUGGCAGUCUGAAUGUCACCCUGGAACACCCGCUAUUUAUUGGAGGAAUGUGCCAAAACUGCAAGAACUGCUUUCUAGAGUGCGCAUACCAGUAUGAUGAUGACGGGUACCAGUCCUACUGCACCAUCUGCUGUGGAGGGCGGGAGGUGCUCAUGUGUGGGAACAAUAACUGUUGCAGGUGUUUCUGUGUGGAAUGUGUGGACCUGCUAGUGGGACCAGGCGCAGCUCAGGCAGCUAUCAAAGAAGACCCCUGGAAUUGCUACAUGUGUGGGCACAAAGGGUUGUACGGGUUACUGCGACGCCGGGACGACUGGCCCGCCCGUCUACAGCUCUUCUUCGCCAAUAAUCACGACCAAGAAUUUGAAAAUCCAAAGCUUUAUCCUCCGAUACAAGCUGACAAGCGGAAGCCUGUCCGUGUUCUUUCUUUGUUUGAUGGCAUUGCUACAGGUCUAUUGGUGCUAAGGGAUCUCGGGAUCCAGGUAGAUCGGUACAUUGCCUCCGAGGUGUGUGAAGACUCCAUCACAGUGGGGAUGGUGCGACAUCAGGGCAAGAUAAUGUACGUCGGAGAUGUACGCAACAUCACCCAUAAGCAUAUUCAGGAAUGGGGUCCAUUUGACUUAGUGAUCGGGGGAAGCCCAUGUAACGAUCUUUCCAUCGUGAACCCAGCUCGGAAAGGUCUGUUCGUCUCUCCAUCAAAGCCAAGGGAGCCAAGAAAGUUUCCUGUCAGAAGAGAGGGCACCGGACGCCUCUUCUUUGAGUUCUACCGCUUGCUGCACGAAGCGCGGCCGAAGGAAGGAGAGGACCGGCCAUUCUUCUGGUUGUUCGAGAAUGUGGUGGCCAUGGGCAUUAGCGACAAAAGGGACAUUUCUCGCUUCCUAGAGUCUAACCCAGUUAUGAUCGAUGCAAGGGAUGUUUCAGCCGCACACAGGGCCCGUUACUUCUGGGGUAACCUUCCCGGUAUGAACAGACCUCUGGCGUCCAUGGUGAAUGACCGACUCGAUCUACAAGACUGCCUGGAGCAUGGCAGAAUAGCAAAGUUUAGCAAAGUCCGAACCAUCACCACUAGGUCCAACUCCAUCAAGCAGGGCAAAGACCAACACUUCCCUGUCUUCAUGAACGAGAAGGAAGACAUUCUCUGGUGCACCGAGAUGGAACGGGUCUUUGGCUUCCCAGUCCACUACACAGAUGUUUCUAACAUGAGCCGUUUAGCCAGACAAAGGCUUCUGGGAAGAUCCUGGAGCGUCCCUGUCAUCCGUCACCUCUUCGCCCCUCUAAAGGAAUUUUUUGCCUGCGUUUAACUCACAAGGUAAAAGGGACCUGAAGCUGAUCACCCUCUCCUCCCACCUACCCCACCCCAACCUUCCAGCUCCCCAGAACCUUUACCAAUCCUCACCAAGUCUCACAGCUCUACCAGAGGACGGAUUGAAAACUGGGAAAGAAUCAAUCACCCGGUGGUAAAAACCGUACCACCAGCGACCAGGAGCGGCUGGGAGAGUCUGAUAUCCGAAUGGACACUUCUACGUAACUUCUUGUUCCAUGUUACACUCUCCUUUACAUACGUCUAAGUUUAUUUUUUUAAGUUUUUACUUUGAUAUUUUGUAGGGGGAGGGGGGAAUAUUUUAACCCCCCCACAGCCCCAUGUUUUAGUAACAUAGGAGCCUGUAGAUCUUAUUUAAGACGUCACCAAGAUGCGUGCGCAGGUUCCGGUUUUAAAUUUUAGUGCAGUUUAGGGCAGGGUCGGGCAACCUCGAGCUGAGGAACUACAGGGUUCACCAGUCAUUGGAGGGCUCUUAAGUUCCCCCUAGUUUUGUUGUUUUUUUUUAUAUAUAUAUUUUUGUUUUCUUCUGCCCCGGUGCUAAGCGUUUUAGAUGUUCAUGUUUAGUUUUCUAGGUCUUUUAAUGUGCUUUACCCGCUUUCCUGCCGAGGGGUGCCUGGAAUAAGUGGCUGCAAAGAGGGUUAAGUCAAAACUACAGCGCAAUGCAAACCAGACCGCAGAGCCACAGCUCGCGGACAGGAAACCCAAACGUACCUAGCAGCACAAGUAUGGUGGUCUACGUGAGUCGCACAUUGUGUAACCUGAGACUUUCCUUCUCUAGCACACCGAGGCCGCGUCUUCUAAGCGGACACAGGUGCACUUUAGCAGACGUAGCCUCCCGAUGUCGUCAUACGAUGUCUGUGUUUUCAUAGUCUGGUUCAACAUUUCAAGCGAUGAGUAGAAAAAAAGAAAAGAAUACAGAUUUUAAUUUUAGAUGUUUUCAUGCAGGAUAAUUGUUACAAUUUUGGCAAAAAUUACCCAAUAUUUUUUUUUUUUUUACAGUAUUUCAGGUGCCCCGUGCCUCAUGGCCAGGAUAAAGCAGUUUUUGCAAACAGCUCAGACCUCUAACACUGUUUACAGAUAUACUGUAUGUGGAAUCACAGGAUAUAUAAACUCUGCAAGUGCGUGCAUGCCAUCCUAUUCUGUAUUAAGAUUAUACAGGAUUUAUAUAGCCCCAACACUGAUUGCGGCCUGGUGUCCCAUAUUCCUCUGGCUUCCGGUGGACUUUAAGGUCCUAUAACGGUGCUUAUAUCUUAUUAUGUUAUUUGAUCUUCCUCAGUUUGCUGUCUUCUUGACCAAUAACAGCCACUGGAAGGGUUAACAGGCCUCACCUAUAAUCAUCAAAAACACAUUGGAAUAUUAGUCCUGCUGUAUAAGUCCCACUCCUAACAUACAUAAACAGUAGCCUUUUUCUCUACAGGCAUCCAUGUUGAAUUUCAUGGCUGUUGCUGGAACAAGUCUGGCGCAUCCUGAAGCAGUUUAGCCGAUGGUGCAAAAGAGGCGGCCAUGUUUGCCUGUCUCACUAGGUUAAAUUGUGUGAUUAUAACUGAACAUGUGCGCGUACUUGCAGAGAUGACAUACACAAAUCAUGGUACUACUUACUACUACUGUACAACAACUUCACAUGGUGCUUUCCAAAAGUGGGAUGAUUAAAAACAUUGGCAUCCAUGGUGCCUUAGCGAAACGCUGUGCGGAGAACUUGUUACCCCUUCGAACUUGUGCAAUGACCUGGUGCUUCUAUACAAGACACGUGCCUAAAAACACAGGGAGAUCCUCUGGAGCUUCUAAGACAAGAGAUACAAUGUCAUCACAGACAAUAAAAUUCCCUAAUGCAGUUA